GAGUCCGUGCGUAAGUAACGCUUGGGCAAAAGCGCAGUCGAGCCAGCUGUCAGUUCAGCAUGCGUAUAGGAAAGUGUCACACUUUGUCAGUGGUCUACACACACACAUUCACCCAUGUAGACUGUGGAGACGGGUGCGUGCAAGGAGACGCGUCAGCGUAGCACACACACACUUCACUUCUACCCAUUCAGACUGAUGGAGACGUGUGCGCCUUCAGCUCCGUCCGCGCGUAAAGCGCGGCAGUGUGUUGUCAAAGUUAAGACAACAUGAUCCUGAAAACUUACGUCUUGAAAGGAAGGAGUCAGUGACCACAGAUAUUACUUCACCUUCAACCAAUCCCAGAGGAGGUGGAACAAUGCCAGACUCUGCUCUGCCACCACCACUUCCACCCAUCACAUUGCUAAACUGUUCAUCUGACCCAUCAAAUUGCUCCCUCACCAACCUCUCUGCAAUUGCUUAUGGUGAUGAAUGCUAUGGCAGCCACUCUUUGUUCGUUGUCAUGGCAAUUGCCUACAGCACCGUGGUACUGUUGGGGGUAGUGGGCAAUUCGGCUCUCAUCCUUGUUAUCGCCAGGCAACGGGAACUUCACAAUGUAACAAACGUCCUAAUUGCAAACCUCUCUGUUUCGGAUCUGCUGAUGUCCCUGGUGUGUUUACCUUUCACCUUCAUUUACACCUUUAUGGACCACUGGGUGUUUGGUGCGGUCAUGUGUAAACUUAACAGCUUGGUCCAGUGCUGCUCUGUCUCAGUGUCCAUCUUCUCCUUGGUUCUGAUCGCUAUUGAGAGACACCAGCUCAUCUUACAUCCUCGAGGAUGGAGACCCAGCCUUAACCACGCCUGUCUGGGCAUCGGCCUUACGUGGGCCCUGGCCACCCUCACUGCCACGCCCUUUCUGAUGUUCUCCAGGGUGACAGAUGCUCCACUGAAGCAGCUGCCCUCAGUGUUUCAGGAGCAGUACAGGGGAAAGGUGGUGUGUGUGGAGGAAUGGCCAUCCAGAGAACUUAAACUUACCUACACCACUGCCAUGCUGGUUCUGCAGUACAUCACUCCUCUCACAUUCAUCUUCAUCUGCUACCUGAAGAUCUACUCUCGUCUGCAGCAGCGGAACAACAUGAUGGACAGAAUGCGUGAGAACAAAUACCGCACCAUUGAGACUAAGCGGAUAAACAUCAUGUUAUUUUCCAUUGUCGUGGCAUUCGCUGUUUGCUGGCUCCCGUUAAACGUCUUCAAUGCCGUCAUCGACUGGAACCACGAAGUUGCUAUGAACUGCACGCACAAUCUGCUGUUCUCGCUGUGUCACCUGACCGCGAUGUGCUCGGUCUGCAUAAACCCUGUGUUCUACGGGUUCCUUAAUCGCAACUUCCAGCAUGAUCUACGGGCCUUCCGACUGUGCAAGAUUGCAUCGUUACGAGACAACGAAUAUGAUAUGGUUGCCAUGUCCACUGUUCAAACAGAUGUGUCCAAAAUGUCACUAAAAAUGAGUAGCCUAGAUCUCUAGUAGUAGGAUUUUCAUUAGAUUUACUUUAAAAAGAAAAGCGUGCAUUUACAGUUUCGUUUCUUGGCUGCAACCCAAGCGUAGCAAUGGCUGUCACCAUCAUUUAAGCGCUUUUGCAGCGUGUUUCCACAAAGGUCAUGUACUUGACUUGAGUGAAUUAUGUCCAGCGAACUAGAAAUGGCUACUUUCCAAGCUCUGUAUUACACGGUAUCAUAAAAUUGUACAUACAAGGUCAGGAAAGAUGCCGAGCACAUUUUUUGCAAACAUGAAAUACCAUGCGUCAAAGGGGCCGCUUGGGGCCAAGAUGGAAUCCGAAGAUACAGAGAAAUCUAACACGGUUCAGAGAUGUGAGUUACUGAGCUUGUGCAUUGUGGUGUUCAUUUUGUUAUUUAAAUAUGAAUGUCAGAAAUGAUUUUUUGAGGAAGGGACUCUAAACUGCCAGAUGAGUUUCAUAUUAUGUUUCUAAAUUGAAUUUCGUUGAGUUCUGAGUGUUGUAAAACCAAACAAAAUUUAUUUUCUUCCUUUAAUCUUUUAUUAAUGAAAGAAACAGACCUUAAAAUCUUGUUAUUAGAAUAUAAACUCUAUAAAUGCAAGCUAUUGUCCACAAAAUUAUGAAGCAGUGCUUUUUUGUUGUUGGUUUCCUGUUUGUAACACAUUUGUUUUGUUUUUUGUGUCUAAAUGUAUUUUUUUAUCAAAAGUGAUUCACAAAUGCACAAAAAUACUGCCAUUUAAAUGUCCAAAAUUGCUUAGAUAAGAACAGGAAGUGGAUCAAAGCUGAAAUUGCAAAGCAGAAGUAAAAGAAAAGCUUUGUUUGCUGGUUUGUUUGUUAGCUUUAUACAAUAACAUGUUUGCAGAGAUGCACAUUGAAGAGAGGCUUUGAAUGUUUCAUGAAUGCUGUUCAGGUGGCAUUUGAAAGAUAAUUGUAUAAAAUAAAAUGUGAGCAAAAUUCAGUUCCUGUAAUGCUCACUGAGUGUAUGUGAUCUAAUCAUUUACUGUGUGGGAAACUGCAGACAGGUACAGCAUACUAAGGAGAGAGGGUUUAAAGGCAGCUUUUGUGAAUAUGAAUACUAUCACCCACUCCAAAUUACGUAGAAACAACAAAGCAAAUGUGUCAAUAGUUAUAUCAAUGUCUGCAUUGAUUCAUAUUGAAUCUUAUAAACCAAACAAGCAGUGCAAUGUUAUUACCAAUUUAACAUUCCUAUUAGUGAUGCACCGAUGUAUCGGCCGCCGAUAUUUAUCGGCCGAUUUUUGAUGAAUUUGAAACCAUCGGCAUAUCGGCAAUAGAACGAGAAAGGCCGAUACCGAUUGUUUAUUAAUUAACUGCAUAAAGAAAUCCAUUAUGUAAAAAAAUUAGUUAACGUUGUUAAUAAAAUAAAUGCUGAAUAGCAUAAACCACCUUUUAAGGUUGUCAUGCUUUCUUAUUAUAUUUGUUUUAGCUUAUUUUGUGCCUCUCUUAUUAUGUUGGUCUGUUGAAUGUUAAUUAGAUCCAAUCCAUUUUCAGUAAAAAUAAUUUGAUGCAGAAAUAAACUAGCUAAUAGACCAACUGUAUAGUAUUGUAUACAAGUGUUUAAUAUCGGUAUCGGCAUCGGUAUCGGCCAGAAGUUGUCUGUUUAAAUCGGUAUCGGUAUUGGCCCGAAACAAUCCUAUCGGUGCAUCCCUAAUUCCUAUUCAUUAUCUGUACUUGAAUAUAGCUUCUUAUAAAAAGAGCUGUGAGAUACAAUUGCUUAUUGACAAACUAUCAAUGUAUUUUUUUUUUUUUAUUUAUUCAUUUAUGGAAAAUUGUGGAAACAUUGUUUGUUUAAGGAUCACUGUGGUCAAAGUUUCUUUAAAGUUUAAAACUGUAUAGCACUUUAUUUUAUAAUAAAUUAGCAUUUCUGCAAUCAUCAGUUAUUUGAUGUAAAUUAGUAGUGCUUUUUAUUUAAAAUAAAAUGCUGGGUUGUUUUUUAACUCAUGCUGGGUAAAUAUUGGAUAAAACACACCAGUGGGUUAAAAAUGACCCAAUGCUAGGUUAUUUCAACACAAUGCUUUGUUGCUUCAACCCAACUGUUGGGUUAUUACAACCCAUGAUUCGGUAACAACAAACCAGCAUUGGGUAAUUAUUUACCCAGUGGUGUGUUCUGUGCAAUAUUUACCCAUCAUGGUUUAAAAACAACCCAGCAUUUUUUUAGAGUAAAUAGAUAGAGUCUUGAGUCAAUAAUUAUAAAGAAUUAUAAUAAAAAUACACAUUUUAUUAUAAACAUUUCUUUUUUAAACCCAGUUUUUUUUUCAAGUUAACAACAAAAUAUUUAAUAUGAUGGGUAGCAAUGUUGCAAAUUUAACAUUAAAGCUGUAACUUAGCCAGUUUCGGAAGAUGUUGGAUGUUUGAUGAAUUACUUGCAAUAAAUUGGGAUUUGACAAGUGCACUGAAGACUAUGAACUUAAAAAAAUUGGUAUUGUUGUAUGAUUACAAUUUUAAAGAAUGUAAAAAAAUGUAUUGUAUGAGAAAAAUAUCCAGGAUUGUCUGUAAAUUGUGGAAUGUUUGGCAAUUUAAAUAAUUCAAUUAUAGAUAAAUUAGAUAACCCAUGUCAAAAUUAUGUUAUUUGAUAUUGUUUGAUUUGAAUUGUAAGAUACAGUUAAUCUGGGUUACAGGGAUACAGAUAUUUGGUGUACCACAGUGUCUGAUAUUUAUUGAAUGUGCAUGGUACGAUGUGCGUAUCCAGGUCCAUGUUUGCUGUAAAGACUGCCGUUAUUAUGAUUGUUUUUAAAGUUUGGUCAGUUGUAUAUUACUAAAUCUAGAGUUUAAAAAGAUGGAUACAAUGCAAUAAACAGAUUUACAAAGACUAGAUUACAAUGCAAUGCAAUUGCAACUUGUGUACGUGUGGUAGGUCAUUUAGAACUGUGAAAUAUUGUCAAACUUAAAAUAACCUUGGAUCGACCCUGUAAAAUAAAUUGAUGCAGCUGUUUGCCAGUAACUUACUGUAGAUUAAAAUGAAUCAAACUAUAAAAUAAUAGCUUUAUGCAAAGCAUUCUGGGAAGCAGAAAUCCUCAUCAACCUUUUUCUGUUUUUCCCUUUAAAUUUUGGUGCGCAGAAUGCUUUUCAGGAGGCUGUUAUUUUAUGGUUAUAUCCUGUAAAGAUAAAGACUUGUUAAUGUUUAAUGUUCAUUUAACUUUAAACAAACGGUUGCCUGUAAAUAACAUAAAUUUAAAUCUACAGUAAGUUACUGGCAAACAGCUGCAGCUGUUAUACUGUAAUUUCUACAGAAUAUUUUUAAAGUGUACGGUAUGGUUUUAAGCACACAAAAAUGCUGUAAAGUGAGAAUGUUUUCAAAGAAAAUCAUGAAUAGAUUUUAUUUAUUUACUAAACAAAAUCAAUAUUUGGUGUGACUAUCUUUUGCCAUUAAAACAUUUGUUAAAACAUUAAAACUUUUUUGUUAUUGGCACAUCUGCUCACAGUUUUUAAGGUAGCUUUUCUAGUAUGUUGUUCCAGGCAUCGGGAUGUUGCCACAAAUCUUUAAGGUUGUUUCAGUUUGUAUCUGUCUCUUUAUCUGACUGGCUAUUAAGAAGUUUUCUUUAUUGUUACAGUGCUUAAGAAUUGUGACAUGCUAAAGCAAAACAUUUAAAUUGACUUUUUGUUGGCAUAAAACAUCUAUUGUGCCUAUAAGAUAUUUGUAUAAUUGUGGUGUACACAAUAUACUGUAUUUUAAUGUGCAAAAAUAUUAUUUUCUGUUUUUGGUGAUUUUUUUUGCAUGCUGUGAAUGCUUUGAAUUCCAAAUCAUUGUACACUCUGACCCUAUUCAUUUCACUGUUAUAUUUUUGUCACCCUUGAAAAUUGCCAAGCCAUUUUGAUGUUCAAAAUGAAUGUUCAAAAUGAUAGUCUCCUGAUGCUAACAGCAAAAUACACUCCCACCACAUACACAAAAACAUGACUUUCAGAGUCAGAACCUUAGAGACACAUGACCAAAAAUAGGGCAACAGAAAUAUCACAACACAAGCAAACAUGUAUUUAUUUAUGUAUUUUGUAGCGUGCAUGAGUGAGUGAGUGAGUGCUGAUGUUUCAGCUAACAUAACAGAAAAGUGAAUCAAUAGGGAAUAGUGUGCUGGGAAAACACAGAAGCAAAAUAAUGAAAUAUGAAUUUUCCGAACUGUUUUCAUUCUGAAUAUUCAAACCGUCUUUUAUCUUUGUAAUAUUUGAAUGUUUAAAGUAGCACAUUUUACUGUUUGAAUAUGAUGUGAACUCUGCAGUGAUGGCCUAAUAUAAAUAUUGCUUGUCAGUUAUUUAUCUUUAGCAAUUGUACAGUUCAUAUUUCUUUGUCAUUGGGUCUCGUUGAUAUUUUCAAAGAUAUCAAAGAUCUAUACGUCUAAUAAAGACAUGUUCUGCAGUGCAGUAUAGAUCAAAAGUGCAGUGUCUUGUCUGUCAAAAAUGUUUGUUACUAUAGGUAUCAGCUUAGUCAUCAGAAACUCUAAGCUGUUUCAUUGGAAAGAGGAGAAUGCAAUUACAAAGGACUUAAGUGCUGUAUAAUACAAACACACAAUUUAAAUCCUUUUAAAGAGUGUUUACAUUUAUGGAUUUGUCAAAUGGUACACUGUAAAAAAUUAGCUGUAAUUAUGCAGCUGGUUGCCUAUAACUUACUGUAGAAGAAAUAGAAUGAAAAUGUUUCAUGUUCAUUUAACUUUGAAC
This is a messenger RNA of Paramisgurnus dabryanus, 6152 nucleotides long. It is a transcript of the gene npy1r, whose product is annotated as neuropeptide Y receptor Y1. NCBI's taxonomy places the organism in Eukaryota, Metazoa, Chordata, Actinopteri, Cypriniformes, Cobitidae. The record is from RefSeq and is a predicted model, not a curated record. Gene Ontology annotation, biological process: G protein-coupled receptor signaling pathway. Gene Ontology annotation, molecular function: neuropeptide binding; neuropeptide Y receptor activity. Gene Ontology annotation, cellular component: plasma membrane; neuron projection.